AUGCAAGGCCAAAGGAGUACCGUCCAAUUCUUUCCAGAAACACUUGAUUAUGAGCAUCAAUCUAGUUCAAACAGCACCACCACCGACCACCAGCAAGGUUUCUGGAGUAGCGCUGUAAAUCCGAGUGAUGCGCACAAUGUACCAGGCUACUUAAGAGGGCGAGCUGAGGUGAGUAUGCCUUAUAGGCACACUGGUGGCCACCAGGAUGAGGGCUAUGGGGGCUGGAGUCUGAUGGGCUCUAGCUCUAGCGAGCCCCCGAUCAGCCUCGAUGGGUAUGGCGUUUCUGAAGCAGCAGGUAAUGGAUGGAUGGCAUCAUCAGCAGGAUAUCCUGCAACUUGCCCAAGGUUUGGAGAAAGGAGGUUGGAAGCGCGUGGUCACCCUUUCCCACACAGUUCCAGCUCCACUGACGCCAGUGGAGGGAUAAUUGAUGGGGGUCGCCCGAUCCCACAAAUACAUGCUGGGCCUCUCUAUUAUCCUUUUGCAGCAGAGGAUGACCAAAGGGCUUCCACCAGUGGCUCUUCUAGUUCUUGUGGGAUUUUUGUCAGGGAUGGUGUCAACUAUUUGUCUGAUGACAGUGAUGGUUGUACACGGGGGGGAUUUUUGGAUGGUCGACGCCAGUCUGGUAAGAGGAAGAACCUCGAAGGGCCUUCUGGCCAAACUUCAGGAAGUUCAAGUGGCGGUCCCUUCCACCAAGCUGAUGGGUGUCUACUGCACUCUGCUCCUGAAAGAAAUGUUUCCUCUGGUGGCUUAAACAUCUCUGGAGCAAGAGGAGCUGCUUCUGAACAUCCUUCUUUGAUUAGCGUGGGUGGAAAUUUUGAUGGUUCGCAGAGUACUUUCCGCACCAGGGUUGACACUGCUCAUCAUCUUGAUGGAUCUUCACCGCAGGUGUGGCCCCCAGGGAACCCCAACCUGCACCUUAGGGCCUGCGCCCCCCACUAUACCUCUUCUUUGCCGAACCCUUUUGUACAGUCUCUUGAAGCGAGGCAAGCAAUGCCGAGUACGAGUUCUCAUCAACCUCAUCUGCCCACAGUUCCAGCUUUACCUCCAAUGGUUUACCCUCUGCCAUGGAGCGGCAUGUCAAAUUCCAGAAUUGGGAGCUCUGCAAAUAUGCAUACGACUUCGAGUGAGAGCCCAGGUGUUCUAAGGGAGGAGGCAAACCCCAGAGGCCUGGAAAGAAGUAAUCUUCCAGAGCACCCUUUGUUUGUCCCCGCUGCUGAUGCGUGGCGCAUGGCACAGGAUCCUGGAAGCUGGAGUCUGGGCAAUGGCAAUAUGAUCAUCCCGGGAAACGCGGGUCCCUUUUCGCUUUUUAGUCCCAGCUCUGGUGUUCAUCCACCGGUAGCUCCGAGUUGGGUGCCCCAUCAAGGUCCAACAAGUCAGUAUCUACAGAUCUCAUCAGAGCUUGCUUGCAGGGGCUCACCCAUUAAUGGGUGAUCAUGUGAAUAAUUUCCUUUGACGACAUGCAGGUCAUGGCAGUUCCUCGGCAGCAACCUCUCGACCUGGAGGUGGGCUUCGUACACCUCAGCAACAAUUAAGAUCGGCCUUCUUGAUGGGAAGGCGAAGCAGCGUCAUGGGUGCCCCCUUUACCCUGAGGAGUCGCCAAGCAAGAAAUAUGAUGAUAUUUGAGGUAUGUUUCUGAACCCACAGUCUUUUUCAAUUUCGUUUCUUUCGAAUUACGUAUCUUCUUCUUAUCAUUAUUUUUCUUUUACAUUUUGAUUAUAAUGUGAAGUUUACUAUUUGCAAGCUGGGGCCUGGAAUGUUAUUAUACAUGUCUUUUAUCCCCCAUGGCCAGCAUUAAGCUGAAAUGGGAGUGAUCUCUCUCUCUCUCACCCCCACCUCUUGUCAGUAGCUUGCCCACCCUCAAGCUGGAUGAGCUAUGUUCAGAUUCUGCGUAAUCUAUCGCCCUGUUUUUGUCCUUUUCGGGUGCAGCAGACUGCUGAACUUGCAACAUUAUUUCUUGGCCUCAACCAACCCCUCUCUCCCCUCCCGAACAAAGAAGAAGAAAAGAAGAAAAGGGGUAAAAAAGCUCUGAGCAUUUACUUUUGAAUGGGACUGAUGAAACGAGGACUCAUAAAAUGUGA
Molecule: messenger RNA, 2078 nt
Organism: Spirodela intermedia
Lineage: Eukaryota; Viridiplantae; Streptophyta; Magnoliopsida; Alismatales; Araceae
Source: the annotation of a GenBank genome assembly